Gadus macrocephalus (Pacific cod) is the source of this 3684-nucleotide messenger RNA. It is a transcript of the gene jpt1a, whose product is annotated as Jupiter microtubule associated homolog 1a. The transcript is spliced from 10 exons. The record is from RefSeq and is a predicted model, not a curated record. Gene Ontology annotation, cellular component: nucleus. NCBI's taxonomy places the organism in Eukaryota, Metazoa, Chordata, Actinopteri, Gadiformes, Gadidae. The coding region runs from base 167 to 625 and encodes 152 amino acids.
GCAACGCCCUCUCCACGCUGUGCUUUGCCUGAGAAGCCAGACUACGCAGCAGGUUGAUGCGUUUUCAGUGCCGUCUGCCAGUGUAGAUAAUGAAAGGCGGGUUAUGAAAUUUUAAAUCACGGUUAUUUUAUCUUUCAGUCUCAGAGCUCUAUUAAAUUACGACAGAAUGACGACGACCACGACAUUUCAAGGGUUGGAAGCCGGUUCCAAAAGCAGCUCCAGAGUUUCAAACCCUCCAGGUGGCGCAUCAAACAUUUCUUUCGGCACAGAUGAGGACAAACCCCCUGUACGGAAAAAUAAGAUGGCCUCCAAUGUGUUUGCUGAGCCAGAGGACCCCUAUGCCCAUCGAAGGAACAACCCUCCCGGGGGCAAGCCCACAGGGGUUCUGUGUGGUGAGUCCUCUGCCCCAUUGAGAAGAGGACUGAACCACAACGCCAACCACUCUGCAGAUCCAGCCAGCACGGUAUGGUUCCUGUUGUGCUUGUGUGCAGUCCACAGUACAGAACCUGAGGCCAUCUCGGAGCCGCCCAAGGAGGAGCCCCCGCUGGCAGAAGCACCCGCCGCUGGAGCCACCUCCGGCCGCAGGAACCCCCCAGGAGGGAAGUCCAGCCUCAUCCUGGGCUGAGCCUCAGCCCGCCCCCUGCCUGGCCUCGUCUCAGACCCCUCGUGCCGCUCUUUAUUUCAUAUGUAUAUGGCCUGCUUGUUUUGAUACGAACAUGUUGCAACCCCUCAUGUGUCCCUCUGAUUCUAGCCGGAUCACGGAUCCCAUCCAGAACCAUGCGCAAUGCUCAAUGUUUUGAUACCUCCUUUCUACAUUUUUAUUUAGUAUUUAGUUAUUAUUUAUUUAUACUUUUUCAGAAGCACUUUAUGUAUCUUGAUGUUUGAAGCCUGUCCCCAUGGUGCGUUAGAGCUACUUGACAGGGCAUGGGGUUUACAUUACGUGUGUCUUCUGCCAACUAACCCCAAAAACGAACCCCAAUAUAUUUGUAGUUACUGCACAAGAGCCAAGUAAAGUCAUGGCAACCUGCUCAAUGCGAAGAAAAUCGACCACGAAGUCCAUUGCUUUUUUGCUGUUUUUUUGCUCCAUGUUUAAACUUGUUCCAACCUGCAUGUGUGUGUGUUCUGUUGUGUAUGAAUAUGAGAAGAAGAAGAAGAAGAAGAAGUAGAAGAAGAAAAAACGGUGACAAUUUAAUUUAAACUGCUGGAUAACUUUUGUUGUUUUUUGUUUAUAGUACAUUUAUGUGGUUUCAUUGCAUUAAAUGAGACUUUUCUACUGGUGUGUGUUCACACGGUAGCAAAAAAGACAUAAUAGCUGUCAUUCUGUCCUCAGUUUAUUAGGGCCCAUGUAAAGUGGGGAAAGGGAAUUGGCCUUUUGUAUUUUCUCUUUCCCCUAGAAUAGCCUAUUUUAACCUCAGUGCCAGUUGUUAAUGACAUGUGUUUUUAUAGGUGUGCCCUAACUAUAACAAUUGGUGCCAGGAUGUGUGAUACAGGCUACAAAAUCAAAACUGUGUUGGGUUUCCCAAAAGCACCAUGACAAUGCUUGUCCCUUCAUCCCAAUUAAUUGAAGUAACAAUCUGCCAGAAAUGGCUGAACGUUUCUGGAAAACUUAGCCCGGAUUUGACAAGUGACCUUACGACAGCUCAGCCUUUUUAAGUGUUUUCCCUCGGCUCCAAAAAUGGUCUUCUGUUUCUCACCAACCCUAGCUCAUUGUUGGUGCAACACUCCUUUGGUAAAUUAUCUGUGGUUUUUCAUUACCUGAGGCUUACAAACCAGAGGUCGUUUUCAUUCCAGCUUGUGUCAGUCCGUCACGGGCCAUCAGUUAUUCAUGAGACGCAACAGGUUAAUAAUGAGGGGUAAAUGAAAUGUGGCAUAGGUAAAGGAAAGUACUGUGGACUCUUUGCAUCCUAUGUCAAUUCAAUGCUGGAUGUGAUUAUUACAAAAAAAAAGAUUGGCACGUUGAAAAAUAAAUGUAAUUUCUGAUCAGCAUUUCUUUCUUCAAGGAGUUUUUUGUUUCAUAAUGGUUAAGGACCGUAACGGGGGCAGGCUGUAUGGGGGUUGGUACUACCGCGUAUUCAUAACGAAACCGAAAAAAAUAUAACGUUACAGUAAACAUCGGUCUCAACACGAACGGCUGCUUGCGGGAAAACUGCUUCUAUUGAACAGAGAUCAUGGCCUCUUGGACAUGCUUGCUGUUCUUGACCCUUUUCCGCAUCACUUCUGGAUCUGAUUGCAGUUUUGUAGCACUGGAGUGUAACGAGCACAGCCAUGGAUGGUUAGGCCAGCAGUCAUUAUUGGAGUGCAUUGUGAAGGGAACGGUGCCAAUCGAGAUCACAAAGAUCAUUUGGAGUAGGCCUAAUGUAACGACCGCUUUAAUAAUAUACCAAGAUGGCAACUUAAAUUAUACGCAAGGCUUUACAUUGGCCGAACCAAGUUGGAAUGAGACCAACAUGAACGUCUCGAUGCUUUUGAACAACCCCAUGAAAGCAGACAUUGGAGACUACACGUGCUUAGUGAAGACCAAUCGAGGCUUUUGUAGCAGCUCAAUCACCCUUGAUCUCUCAGCCAUCGAUAGCAGUCCGACCAUCGGAGUGACUGAAAGCCUCCAGAAGUUUUCGACUCUUUCCUGCAAUGAUGGUGUCUGUCAUCCGGAUCGGAUAAUCGAUCCACAUCCAGAAUCACAAUUGGCCUACAAAGUAGUACCCCCUGUGGUCGUGGUUUUACUGAUCAUAGGACUGCUGUUCUUCCUGAAAAGACAAUGCAAUAAACGUACACAUGAAGAAAUUCCCACAGACAACCAAGAUCUAUGUAAUGGCGAACAUCAACCACACCAGGUCUGAGGGACUGUGCCAAACUGUUGUCUAUUGAAGACAAAGAGCGAGUGAGAGUUCCUGGAGGAAGAGUUACAUUUAAUGUAAUUUUGCAACCAAUGCUAAUUUCAUGCAGCAUCCAAAGAAAUUCCUCAGUUCUCUAACUAACUAAUUGUAACUAAGUGUGCAGCCUUUAUAACAUCCAAAGGGUGUGUUGACACGGCUUGGUAGCACAAUAAGACAAGACAACCAAAUUUUUCGCCAAACCAGUCCCAACUCUUCGAAUGAAAUGAAUAAGCUAAGUCUAAAAUUAUCUCUUUAAGCUAAAAAGGAUGUAUGUUACGAUGAAGAAUUGGAGAGAUACAACAUAAAUUAACUGAUGAUGACAUCUGCACUUAAAAUGAGCAGAAUAAUUAUUUUUACUGAACUGCUUUCUAAAAAUCUUUAAUACUAAAACACCAGAUAAAUAAGUUUGUAUAAUAUUAAAUGUAAAUACUUAGUUGGUAUAACGUAACAUCAGUCUAUGUAAAAAAAACAUUAGCACUUGUGUUGUAAUUUUUUUAAAGGAUUUUGUUUGGAUGUAAAAGGAAGCAUUUGAUGCUAUUUUUGAAUCACUGUGACACUAUUUUAACAAUGUUUAAAUGCCAGCGUUUGUAGCAAGCUCAAAGCCUGGUUUGACUGGCUUCUGAACAGAUUGUGAUGACCUUUAAGGACAGAGAUGUCAAUGCUCCAUUUGCCACAAAUGCAAUAGCUUAACAGAAAAAAAUGAAUGGAAUGUGAAAUCAGUUUCUGCAAGGGUAAUUUGUUGUGCAGGAAAAAAACAAAUCAAGAGACUUUUGUGAAUGUUUCACUAAUUAAUUAAACAGAUAUAUAUAAA